AUGAGGGACCUGUUGGACCAGAAAACAUUUGGUAGCGAUCACGAAGUUACCAACCCUUUUUCAUUUAUCGCGCAUGCGAAAAAAUAUCUUGACCAGCACAGUGUAAACUUUGAAGAGGACGAAAGUGGAAAUAUAUGCUGUUCAUCAUGGAUGCUCGGAAGCGAAAGAAUUCCUCUUUUCGGAUUAACUAUAUUCAAAGCAAAUGGACUUCUGCGAAGAAAAUCAACAGACGCGAAGUACCGCUCAGUUGAAAAGAAGUUCGGAACGUGGGACCUAUCAGAUCUGAGGGUUGAAGAGCUUGCGAAGAAGUCAACUUCAUGA
Molecule: messenger RNA, 321 nt
Organism: Oikopleura dioica
Lineage: Eukaryota; Metazoa; Chordata; Appendicularia; Copelata; Oikopleuridae
Source: the annotation of a GenBank genome assembly